Molecule: messenger RNA, 2543 nt
Organism: Hyposmocoma kahamanoa
Lineage: Eukaryota; Metazoa; Arthropoda; Insecta; Lepidoptera; Cosmopterigidae
Product: fatty acyl-CoA reductase wat-like
Exons: 13
Coding region: 89-1414 (441 amino acids)
Biological process (GO): long-chain fatty-acyl-CoA metabolic process
Cellular component (GO): peroxisome
Molecular function (GO): alcohol-forming very long-chain fatty acyl-CoA reductase (NADP+) activity
Source: RefSeq, a predicted model, not a curated record
GCUCCUGCGCUCGUGCGGUGACGUGGACACUAUUUACGUUUUGGUCAGGGGUAAGAAAGGCAAAGAUGCGAGGGCAAGACUGCAUGAAAUGCUGGAUGAGUUUUUGUUCCAACGUGCUCAUGAGGAGAAUCCCAAAGGCAUCCACAAAGUAGUACCCAUUGUGGGAGAUAUGGAACUACCAGGAUUGGGCCUCAGUGAUGAGGACAGGAAAACUCUCACCAGCAAAGUGACAAUUAUUAUAAAUGCAGCUGCAACGGUUAGAUUCGACGAGAAACUUUCAAUUUCUGCUGGAAUCAAUGUGCGAGGUACACACAACGUGAUACAACUCGGGAAGGAAUGUCGUGCACUGCGUGCACUAUUGCAUGUAUCCACUGCGUUUGCGCAUACGAAUCUUGACAAUAUUGAGGAAAAAUUCUACGACCCGCCAAUGAGUGUUGAAGCUUUGGAAGCCAUUGCGAAGCUGGAUGAAGGUCUAAUCGAGGCCAUUUUGCCUAAGCUUCUGGGUAAAAGGCCGAACACAUACUGUUACACGAAAGCUAUUGCUGAAGAAGCAGUAAGGAUAUACGGCGAAGGUAUGCCGGUUUGCAUUCUCAGACCUUCCAUAGUGGUAUCUACUUACGAGGAGCCAGUACGAGGGUGGACUGACAGCCUUUAUGGACCUACGGGCCUCAUCAUUGGUACAGGAACUGGGGUCCUCAGAACGAUGUACAUGAAUCUAGAGAAGACUGCGGACAUGGUACCUGUGGAUCUCUGCGUCAAUGCCAUUUUGUCGGCUGUUUGGUAUACAGCUAAGAACUUUAAGGAAAAUCAAACAUCAGACAUUCCCAUCUAUAAUUUCGUGUCAGGCGCGCAGAAUCCAAUCACAUGGGGUGAAUUUAUCGAUGUUAAUCGGAAACAUGGCAUUGACAAACCUACUGUGAAAGCUGUUUGGUACUAUGGACUGAAUCCAACUAAUAACUACUACAUGUUCUUAUUCUACAACUUCUUCCUGCAUUAUUUACCCGCUCUUUUCGUCGACAUUUAUUACGCUUUGACUGGAAGAAAACGGACAAUGCUAAAACUCUACAACAAAGUCAUGAAGUUGACCCACAUUCUGUUCUACUUUUCAACCCAGGCCUGGAAAUUUACAGACAAUAAUGUGAUAUCCAUGUGGGGUGCUCUGUCAAGCGAAGACAAGACUGUAUUUCCGUUUAGCAUUGGAGAGAUGAGCUGGGACUACAUGUGCGAAACCUUUUUGCUAGGUUUAAGGGUGUAUUUGUUGAAAGAUGAUCUGUCUACGCUGCCUGAAGCCCGCAAAAAGUGGGACAGAUUAUUCUACAUGCAUCAAAUAUUGAAACUGGUGUCUUUUAUAGUAAUUAUUUAUGUCGGUUCUUUGCUAUUCAAAGGGCUGAGCUACAUUAUACUUGGUUCAUAGAUUGAAGGGCUACUGAGUAUGUACAUUUGAACUCUUAAAUGUUUUUAGAAGCAUUGCGCCCUCUAUGGCAUAAUCAAUGAAUGCGGAAUGUGUGUCAUUGUUAAAUAAUUCUCGCAUUCUUAUUGUUUGCAGUUAAGUCUUAGUUUCACCGCGUAGGUGCAACAAUGUGAAGUUGUAAGUUUCAUAUCGUGCUCUUCAAUAACCACAUAGUUUUAAUAACGUGUUCCGUCCAAGAAAAUUGUGAGAUUAGUAAGAAAUUAGACAUAUCUAUAAUAAAAUAUGUUUUCAUAAUUAUCAAUAAGUGGGAAUGUUAGCAUUACUUAAAAGAAAAAGAUUCCACGUAGUAGAUAUGUCAUUUAUGGAGCGUACAAUCAUUUCCAAUGUGUAUGCAAUCGCAAAAACCUAAACAUAAUGAUGGACUUCAGAUAAUAGCUUAUGUAAUAGUUACAGUCCAUAAUAUAAGCGGCGCCUUAACUCGGGGCCAUGCCCACCCUUAAGUCAGGGUCCGUGUAGUGUAAUUAAGUAUUUAAGGCGGCAUAAUAGUUGAAAUUUUAAAAUUUGACUACCUGUCGGGUCUAAUUGCCAAAAAACUACAUUUAUGAUACACAGUUACGUCCAUUUUGUUUUACAUGAUGUUUGGUUACAUAACACGCAACGGUUACAGUUACAGCUUGCUAGUGAGUACCCGGCUUAACACAAAAUGCCAUUAAUUCUAUUGAUACGCAUAUUUGUUAAAGUUUAGAAAAUUAUUUUUCUAUAGCUCAAGAUCAUUAUUUGAAUAAUGAGAAAUAAACAGACCACCUAAAUUUCUUAUUAAAGAGUUCUAUUGAUCAGCGCCAUCUAGGUUAUAAAACGGAACUUUGACCUUUGUUACAAUCUGUUUGGAGAUAAGCAUUCCUCUUGGGUCAUUUGGUCCAUUGGCAUAGCAAUUUAGAGUAAAUUUUAAAACAAUUUUUAUAACUCAGUCAGCUAGUUCAUUUUAAAACCUAGGACCAAUAGAAGCCAUAUUGCUAGAAAAGCAUGUGUGAUUUAUAUUUGUUUUAUAGUGAUAAAUAGAAUAUUAGAAAAUGUAUUUAUUUUAAAUGAAUUUUAUACAUUGUUAUUUAUGUAAGAUAUCUUUUAACAUCAG